Molecule: messenger RNA, 662 nt
Organism: Rhopalosiphum padi (bird cherry-oat aphid)
Lineage: Eukaryota; Metazoa; Arthropoda; Insecta; Hemiptera; Aphididae
Exons: 1
Coding region: 165-626 (153 amino acids)
Biological process (GO): vacuolar proton-transporting V-type ATPase complex assembly
Cellular component (GO): extrinsic component of endoplasmic reticulum membrane
Source: RefSeq, a predicted model, not a curated record
AUCUCAGCGAGUUGCUGUUGAAUUGUUUUCACAAAAUCACGGACAGACGUCGUAAACUCGUAAACACUAAGCAAUAAUUAAUCAAUUAUGAGUUAAAACCUUGAGCACUCACCCGCCGUCGACGCCCAAAUAAUAUCAAUUUACGAAACUCGAAAAUCAUCACAAUGGGUCAUGAGAAAACGGCAAAGCAAGUCGAUGAUGAAUUGGAUGUGAUUUGUGUACAAAUGAUACAAUUAAUGGACGAGUAUUGUUCGAGUAUUGGUCGGCUGGAACACUGUUUACGUGAUGGUUGCGUGCAUCUAGCCAAAAGUAGGUACGUGAUGGGCAACCGUAGCGUAUCUGAUCUUCAGCUACCAACGUCUGGCCCAUACACAGCUCGCUCGACAGUAAUACGCGAGAACACUGAUGCAAUCAAUUUAGUGCAUGAUGACAGCGGAGACGAUCCCAUCAAACGUUUUGGCGUACUCGUUCCGGGUAGUCUACGUAUGGCUCAAGAAAGGUUUUGCAAAUGUUUAGAAUCUACAAUCGAAGCCACAAUCAUAAAAUCGGAAAUGGAAAAAGUUCAGGGAAAUUAUUUAUCAUUAAAGGAUGUGAGAAGUCAAAUGACAAACAAAGUUAAUAAGUGAAAAUAAAAUAAACAUUAAUAAUUACUCAUACAAUAA